GCAUAUAAAAUCAAUCAACCACGUACCAGCCUGCACAUUUUUUUUCUUUCUUGAGCUGCAAAGAUCAGAAAAGAUGACUAAGUCACGCACAAGUUAUCCAGGUUCGGCAUCAUCAUCUAAGCUAGGAAUUGGAACAAGUUCAAACUUGAUCGCUAAGUUGAAGCCAAAGAUCAGGAUAAUCCAUGUGUAUGCUCCAGAGAUCAUCAAAACCGAUGCUGCAAAUUUCAGAGAGCUUGUUCAGAGGCUCACUGGUAAACCAGAAGAUGAUGAAGAAGAGAAAGGCAGGAAAAGAAAAACAACAAAGACCCCACCAAAGAGAUCAUUAGAUCCAGUAAUAGGUUUUCAAACCAAGCAGGGGAUGAUGGUUGUGGAAGAUCAACAAGAGCAAGAUUUUACGGCUCUGCAAAAUGGGUUAAGGAUCAAGAAAGAAGGAGAGAAUGAUAAUGAUAAUGGUGGUGGUGAUCAGAUGUUGUGGGGAAAGUCAUCAAGGUCAAAUGGAAAAUUCAGUGGUGGUUUCCUUGAAGGUUUCUCAGAAUUCGACUGUUUCAUGGAAGAGUUUGGCGCCAUGCCUGUAGUGUAAUCUAAUCUAGCUAAUUCCUUAGUUUCUACUUCUGUCUUGUUCUUCUUGUCUGUCUUUUUGGUUGUA
Neltuma alba is the source of this 646-nucleotide messenger RNA. Its product is annotated as VQ motif-containing protein 25-like. The record is from RefSeq and is a predicted model, not a curated record. The coding region runs from base 74 to 580 and encodes 168 amino acids. Gene Ontology annotation, cellular component: nucleus. The transcript has a single exon. NCBI's taxonomy places the organism in Eukaryota, Viridiplantae, Streptophyta, Magnoliopsida, Fabales, Fabaceae.